Messenger RNA from Dibothriocephalus latus, 1074 nucleotides. NCBI's taxonomy places the organism in Eukaryota, Metazoa, Platyhelminthes, Cestoda, Diphyllobothriidea, Diphyllobothriidae. The record is from the annotation of a GenBank genome assembly.
AUGCAGUCUGUUUCUAUGCCUAUUGGAGGACUUCUUGCACCGAAAAUUGGGUUCAGAGCUGUGACCAUCAUGGGGAUGAUUCUAAGCAGCGGCGGAAUUCUGCUUUCCAGACUGACGGUGGACCAUGGAUUGGGACCAUUUAUCGUGACUUACUGUAUUAUGUUUGGUCUUGGCAUCGGUUUGCCAUAUUCAGUUCUAAUGUCGGUAGCUUCCUCGUGGUUUCCUGAACAUCGCGCAACCAUUGUCGGAAUCAUUACCGCAGGCUUCGGAUGUGGAGCUCUUCUUUUUACGCCUAUACAGACGAAGAUCAUAAACCCGCAAGGCCUUACUAACUUAACUGAUCCGUCAAUAAAGGCCAAAGUCCCGAACGCAUUCCUCAUCCUCGGAGGCAUAAUGUUGGGCCUUCAAAUAAUCGGGUUUAUCAUUUGCCGAGAAAAGAAAGUCGUUGAAGUAGCAGAAACCAUUGGAUCCGAAAAUGACGCAAAGCUAGAACAGGACGACGAGUACUCUAACGCUUACAUGAAACCUAUAUGCUGGAAUAAUUCCUCACAAUAUGCCUUAUGUCCCUCACCACAGAAAACCAGUUCAAAAAAGUUAUACACUGAAGGAAGCUUUACGGACUAUCGACUUCUAUUUGUUGUGGUUGAUCUUCUUUUGCAACGUUAUACCCACAACGCUGCUAUCCUCGACAUUCAAGGCACGUUUGAAAUCCAUAUCUCUGUCUAUGGAGGGGAAAGUGGUCUGGAUGAUCACUAUCUCUCAAUUAUCGCAACUUUAAGCUCCGCCUUUAAUGCCUUGGGACGAGUGCUGUGGGGCAUAAUUGUGGACCACUUUUCUUAUAAGUGUCCGUACGGUAUCCUCACUUUCCUAUGGGCUGUAUUCUUUGCAACAUUUCCUGCUAUCGGAUCUUCGAGCGCGUUACGCUACAUCUAUCCAAUUUGGGUAUUUACCCUCUUCUUCCUACUGGCCGGCCAUUUUGUUAUUUCGCCUGGUGCCGCCGGACGUAUCUUUGGACCAAAAAACAUGGCAACUCUCUACGGCUUGAUAUUUUUCGCAACGGUAAGCAACACUUAA